UAGAAGUUCUCUCUUUUAACAGUGAGAUUUAGUGGCUUUUUCAACCGAAGGAACUGUAGCCGCAGCGCGUGAUAAAGCUACUAUAUAUACCCUUAUCACAGGAUUAGUGGGAAGGUUGACAGCUCGAGUUUACUCGACGAAAAAUGUAUCUGGUUCCUCGACAAUCUGAGAGGAUGACAAUCUGACCGGCGGCUCACUAGGAAAUUGCGGAUGCAGGGAUUCAGAAUCAAGAAACCUCACUUAUACAACUAUGAAUCUGAGAAGACGCAAGUGUUCAUGCUGAGGAAGAUUCUAUCGGAGAAAUUUGUCUCCACUCAGAGCAUUUAUCUCGAUGGUCAGAUAGCAGGAAACUUAAAGAGUGGUGCUUCAAGUAUUAUUGUUCUUCUUCACACUGACUCCCGUCACCUGGAAGCCUGGAUAAAUAACGACAAGAAGCGGAACAGACGGCGCUCCGUGAUCGUGUGGGUGGUGUUCCUCGCGCCGCACCAGAGGGUCGGGGAGGUGUUCCGAAGAGCCCACGUGACGGUGGACAUGCUGUGCCUGGUCGUGUCGGCGCGCGGCGGGACGGCUCACCUCGCCGACGUGUACAGGCUGUCCCGGCGCGCGGCUAUGGUCGUGACCCCGCUCGGCGCGUGGAGCAGGUCCCAGCACCACAGCCGGUGGCCGAGCGGCCGAGAGAUCCACGCCAGGAGGAGAGACCUGCAGGGCGUGCGCAUCCGGACCACCGUGCUGCCCUCUGAAAUUUUGUCUGUAACAGUGGAACCAAGAAACGACGAUUUCUUUUAUUCCCUAUGGAAAACGUUAGAAGACAAGCUGAACUUCAGCGUGGAGUACGUGCGCGCGGACGACCUCGCCUUCGGCUACGUGGACUCGCGGGGCCGGUGGCGGGGCAUGGUGGGCAUGGUGGCCCGGGGCGAUGCCAGCGUGGCCCUGGCGCUCGUCGAGGUCACCGCGGAGAGGGCGGCCGUGGUGGACUUCUCGCGCCCGCUCGUCACCACCAAGUACGGGAUCGUGCUGAGGACCCAGGCCGGGGAGCGCACCCGCAGUCACGUGACGACGCCGUUCAGCCCGGCGCUGUGGCGCGUGGUGCUGGCCUCCAUCCCGGCCUGCGCCCUGCUGCUGGCGGCGCUGCGCCUGGUGGACCGCCGGCUGUCCGGGGGGCGCCGUGCGGGGCUGCUGGGGUCCCUGUUCCGCGUCGUCGCCAUCUACUGCGGCCAGGCGCCCCCGAGCGCCCCGCGCUCCGCCGCCUGCAGGCUCGCCCUCUGGUGCGUGCUCGCCGUACCCGUGGUGCUGGCCGCCGGCUACUCGGCCAGGGCCAUCUCGCGCGGCUCCGUCGCGCAGCUGCAGGUGCCGUUCCGCUCGCUGCGCGCCAUGGUGGAGGACGGCUCCUUCACGCUGGGCAUCCCCGCCGGCUCCGUCAACCUCGAGCGCAUCAAGACAGGGUUCAAGAGCCUGGAGCGGCAUGGCGACCGCAUCCUCGCUCCCUUCCUCGGGGACCCAGGCUGGCUAAGGCGCCCUGGUAGCCCGCAACACAUCACCUUCGGCCAACUUAUUUCAAAUAUCCAUACCUCCAAAUUCUCAGUGAUGUCUAAAGUGUGACAGUUAGAUUACUACUUUGAAGAGACUGGAACAACCGGAACUACAUAUUACUUACGGGACUUUUAUAAC
Molecule: messenger RNA, 1668 nt
Organism: Bacillus rossius redtenbacheri
Lineage: Eukaryota; Metazoa; Arthropoda; Insecta; Phasmatodea; Bacillidae
Product: glutamate receptor-like
Exons: 8
Coding region: 211-1599 (462 amino acids)
Cellular component (GO): plasma membrane
Molecular function (GO): ligand-gated monoatomic ion channel activity; signaling receptor activity
Source: RefSeq, a predicted model, not a curated record